Andrographis paniculata is the source of this 926-nucleotide messenger RNA. RefSeq names its product WUSCHEL-related homeobox 4. The coding region runs from base 83 to 769 and encodes 228 amino acids. Gene Ontology annotation, biological process: procambium histogenesis; cell division; phloem or xylem histogenesis. The record is from RefSeq and is a predicted model, not a curated record. Gene Ontology annotation, cellular component: nucleus. Gene Ontology annotation, molecular function: DNA binding; DNA-binding transcription factor activity. The transcript is spliced from 3 exons. NCBI's taxonomy places the organism in Eukaryota, Viridiplantae, Streptophyta, Magnoliopsida, Lamiales, Acanthaceae.
UCAAUUCCCAUAAUCAUAUUUCUUUAUAUAUUUAUAUGUAUAUGUAUAUAAACACUAGAGUUUGUCUGUCAUCCACUCCUCCAUGGGAAUUCAUACAAUGAAGGUACAUCAAUCACUGACACGUGGACGAUUCUGGGAUCACCACCCCUCCCCCCUCCACUGCAACCGCCUCCGACCGAUCCCUGCCACCGCCACCGCCGCCGCCGCCGCCGCCACCUUCGACCUCAAGAGCUUCAUCAGACCUGAGAGUGGUCCUCGAAUAACCCUAUCCUCGGAUUCUCAGAACAAAGAAUCAGCUCAGGUGGAAGGAGGCGGGACAAGAUGGAACCCGACCCCGGAACAAAUUGCACUACUAGAAAUGUUGUACAGACGAGGAAUGCGCACACCAAAUGCCGAACAAAUCGAGCAAGUCGCGGCUCAACUCAGCAAAUACGGCAAGAUCCAAGCCAAGAAUGUCUUCUAUUGGUUCCAAAACCACAAAGCGCGCGAGAGGCAGAAGCGCAAGCGCAAUACCCUCGGCCUCGGCCUCGCGACCUCGCCGGCUUUCUCAAAUUCCUUCACUUCUGCUUCUCUUCUCUUGUCUACUCUCAAGCAGGGAGGAGACAUAGACGAGGGAUCAUUCGACAGCAAGAGGAAGUGCAGAUCACAGACAUGCUUUGAAGAAGACAGCAGAUCAGAAGAUCAAGAAUGGCGUAAGGAAGACGAUGGACAUGAGAAUUUAAAGACCCUCCAACUCUUCCCUUUGCACCCUGAAGGGAGAAAACCCUAAUCAAAUCAAUCGAUUAAUUAAUUAAAUAAAUCAUUCUGAAAUGUUUGUAUUUUGUUGUUAGACUGCAUUGGGUUCUGGUUUGAUCAUUUUUCUUUUGCUGUUCCUUUGUCCUUUUCUUCCAGAAGGAAUAUAUAAAAGUCACUUUGUUGUAUCGGUC